Molecule: messenger RNA, 3721 nt
Organism: Cynoglossus semilaevis (tongue sole)
Lineage: Eukaryota; Metazoa; Chordata; Actinopteri; Pleuronectiformes; Cynoglossidae
Product: kinesin-like protein KIF23
Exons: 24
Coding region: 142-3072 (976 amino acids)
Biological process (GO): microtubule-based movement; mitotic spindle midzone assembly
Cellular component (GO): microtubule; kinesin complex; nucleus
Molecular function (GO): ATP binding; ATP hydrolysis activity; microtubule binding
Source: RefSeq, a predicted model, not a curated record
UAGAAGGCGGGACUUCCGCCAAGGGCCGCUGUUUCUGUUCUGUGCUUGGCUGAAAUAUGUGACUGUCAGUUUAACGUUUCUGAAGAGGGAAGAGCGAAUUUUUCAAAUUCAUAAGAGGCACUGUGUGGGAUUUCAACAACAAUGCAGAGACCGGGCAAAGGUAAAACUCCUCGGAGGAACUUCCCCAGGAAGGCCUCUAACACAGACAAGGACCCAGUUGGAGUAUACUGCCGUAUACGACCACUUGGAGCAGAAAAUGAGGAAUGUUGUGUUGAGAUGAUCAGCAGCUCCACCAUCCAGCUCCACCCCCCAGAUGGUCUCAAAGCCAACCGCAAUGGAGAAUUCAAAGAAACACAGUACUCAUUCAAAAAGGUGUUUGGUAUUAAAACAACACAAAUGGAGUUGUUUGAAGAGGUUGCCAAGCCACUGAUAGACGACCUUAUCCACUCCAAGAAUGGACUUCUCUUCACUUAUGGGGUCACUGGCAGCGGUAAGACCUUCACUAUGACUGGCUCACCUGGAGAAGGGGGACUCCUCCCCCGGUCUUUGGACAUGGUCUUUAACAGCAUCGGUCCCUUUCAGGCCAAAAGAUUUGUGUUCAAGCCAGAUGAGAAAAAUGGGAUGGAAAUACAGAAUCAAGUUGACGCCCUGCUGGACAGACAGAAGCGGGACAGCCAGCCAAUUGUGCCAAAGACGCCCUCCUCUCGACAGAGGGCUGACCCAGAGUUUGGAGACAUGAUCAGCUCGGAGGAGGCGUGUAAAUGUGACAACGUGGACGAGGAUUGUUGUUUCAGUGUCUUCGUUUCCUACAUCGAGAUCUACAACAACUACAUCUACGAUCUCUUGGAAGAUGCUCCCUACGACCCAAUCAGACCAAGGUGGCUCAGCGGAGGUACACCUGUACAGAACAAUCAGUUCACACCACCUCAGUCCAAAAUUCUCCGCGAGGAUCAGAACCACAACAUGUAUGUGGCUGGCUGCACCGAAGUGGAGGUGAAGUCCACAGAAGAGGCUUUUGAAGUCUUUUGGAAGGGGCAAAAGAAAAGGAGAAUAGCUAACACUCAACUCAACCGUGAAUCCAGUCGCUCACACAGUGUGUUCGUCAUCAAGUUGGCUCAGGCCCCACUGGACGCUGACGGGGACCACAUCCUACAGGACAAAAGUCAGGUGAAUGUCAGUCAGCUGUGUCUGGUGGACCUGGCCGGCAGUGAACGCACCAGCAGAACCAAAGCUGAAGGAAGUCGCCUCCGUGAAGCAGGUAAUAUAAACCAGUCCUUAAUGACACUACGUACAUGUAUGGAAGUCCUGCGUGAAAACCAAAUGUAUGGAACUAACAAGAUGGUUCCGUACAGAGACUCUAAAAUCACUCACCUUUUUAAAAACUACUUUGAUGGUGAGGGGAAAGUCCGAAUGAUAGUCUGUGUCAAUCCAAAGGCAGAUGAUUAUGAAGAAACUAUGCUGGUGAUGCGUUUCGCAGAGAUGACCCAGGAGGUGGAGGUGGCACGGCCCGUGGACCGGCCAAUCUGCUUCCUCGCCGCAGGUCGUCGGCACAGAAACCAAGCCUUCAAAGAUGAGCUGUCACGAAGACUGGAGGAGCGCGGCGGUCCUAUCUCUGACGAUCCAGUUCUGCUGAAUCAGCUCGUGGAAAGUCUUCCACAGCUGCCUCCGUGUGAGCUGGUGGAUCCAUCUGAUGAUCAGACGCUGUCUCGGCUGAUUGAAGUGCUGGAAAAGAGGCACUGUGCACGUCAGUUGAUAACAGAGCAGUUCAACAAGACUGCUAAUAAACUGAAGUCUAUGCUGCAGCAGUUUGACGGUCAGCUCGGUGCCAGGGAGACUUUCCUGCACGAUCAGCAAAGCAAACUGAGUGAGAAAGAAAAAGUCAUCAUUGGCCAGAAGACGGAAAUUGAACGACUGGAGAAAAAGUCCAAGAUGCUGGAGUACAAGAUCGACGUCUUGCAGAAGACCACGGACAUGUAUGAGCACGACAAACGCUCACUCCAGCAGGAGCUGGAGACCCGAGAGCAGCGGCUGCAGCGUGAGCUUUCUGAGAGGAGGCGCAUGGAGCAGCGCAUGCAGUGCAUGGUGACGGACGCCAAACUCAAGUGGGAGAAAGAAUGUGAAAGGCAAGUGAACGCCAAGCAGCUGGAGAUGCAGAACAAGUUGUGGGUGAAGGAUGAAAAGUUAAAGCAGCUCAAGGCCAUCGUAAUAGAAAGCAGCAGUAGCAGCGGUGCUGCUGGUGGUGGUGGGGGCGGGGGAGGUGUGCCUCAACGUUCAGAGGCCCCAGAAAGACCCCCAAGGGAGAGAGACCGCAGCAUGGCCCAGAAGAGAACUCCAUCCCCGCUCUCUGACUGGACUGUGUCCCACCAAAAUCCAGCCAGUGUUAGGGCAGGUCAGGAUCCCAACUCUUCCUCCUCAGUGUACCGCUCAGUGGCCUCCUCUAUAUCACAGUGGGAGCAGAGGUUUCCCGUAGACACAGACAGCCAGGGCAAAUACCCCAGCACUCCACAGUACGGGAGCAAAACUCCUGGCCCGUACCACGGCACCAGCAGCGUGGGUCGCAGGAGGGCCAAGCUCUGGGCCCCAGACACUGAGGCUCCGACUCUGGUCAAUGGGCUGGACCUAGAGGCAGGCACCAGGACUGCUCUUCCAGUUCAUCCCAUGCACAGGCGUUCACACUCUGCGGGUGGGGAGAAGUGGGUAGACCACAAACCAACCUCUAAUUUGGAGUUAGACACUGUCAUGCAGCCAAUCAUACCCAAUGCAGUCAAGGUGUCGACCCCUAACGAGAAAGCUCUGUCCAAGUGCAACAUGUAUGUGCUUAGACACCAGGAGCUAGCCUCUGACGGGGAGAUCGAGACCAAACUGUUCAAGGGAAAUGUCUUCAAGACCAGGGCUGGAGGACAGGCCGUGCACUUUACUGACGUUGAAACACUGAGACAGGAGUGUCCAACGGCAUCGAGUCGUAAACGGCGUUCAGGGUCUGCAGAAAGACCAGUCCAGACGGACGACAUCGAAAACAGACCCCCACUAAUGAGCACCAGUUACAGCAACCAAAAGCGCAGAAAGCCGUGAUUUCCUGGACAAACGAAGGAUCUUUUUUCCUCUUUUUAAAAGUUUGUAUUUACUGCUCGAACCUCCGACUGAAUCUAUGCAGCUUUUUCCUCUGUAUAUUUAUCAUUUUUGAGAGUGAGCAGUUUAGUAUUCUGUCCUCAGUUUGUGAUACUCGACCUUUAAAUGCUGGAUGUAAUGCAGUUUUUUUUUAAAGAUAUGGAUGAUGUGAAAAUAUUGUGAUACUUUUAAAUAUUGAUCAUUUAACGUGGUCAGCUUCAGUGACCUCAGCCCAAAGAUGAGAAUUUUUUUUUUAAAUUACUUUGCUUUAUUUAGUGGGUGUAACAGAACAUAAGAACUGGUUACGACCGGUAGUGAAUAUAACACUUUAGAUGAAGCUCUAAAUAAAAAGUAAAAAAGUAGGGUUUUUUUUUUUUUUGUAAAUUUGUGACCUUAGUCUUUUGUUAUUGCCACAUUUUUUUGUUUUUUUCUUUUAUUUGUGUUCGUUAUAUUUGCCACAUUUGUAUGUACUACUCUUUUUUUUUUUUUGGUGGCAGUAAAUAAAUCCCAACCAUUUAUCUGAAGUCAUGAGGACGUUAAUGUACAGUGUAAUUUAAAGAUCAGGAGUGGUUUAAAAAAAAAGGUGCUGACAAUAAAAACAAUCCAAUCAUAA